CUGCCCGGAAGUUGCGUGAGGGGCGAAGGGCCUUCGCGGGGGCCGCCGGAAGCUGUAGUCGGGGCACGCGGGGGCCGCCGGGAGCUGUGUGUGUCGCGGCCGCCCGGUCAGCGUCGUGCUGCCCGCCCCGCACUCGGAACCCACAGCCGCCGCCCAGGGGGAUGCGGGAGCCCCUGGUUUCGGGGAGCAGAGAGGCAGGCGGGGUGAGGGGCGUUGCCAGGCAACGGGCGAGCGCCGUGGUUGGGGAGCUGAGGACGGUAUGUCCCAGGCCCCAGGAGCACAGCCGAGCCGGCCCUCCGUUUAUCACGAGCGGCAACGCCUGGAGCUGUGUGCCGUCCACGCCCUCAACAACGUUCUGCAGCAGCAGCUCUUUAGCCAGGAGGCUGCCGACGAGAUCUGCAAGAGGUUGGCCCCAGACUCCCGGCUGAAUCCCCAUCGAAGCCUCCUGGGCACCGGCAACUAUGACGUCAACGUGAUCAUGGCCGCCCUGCAGGGGCUGGGCCUGGCCACCGUGUGGUGGGACCGAAGGAGGCCCCUGUCCCAGCUGGCCCUGCCCCAAGUGCUGGGACUGAUCCUGAACCUGCCCUCACCCAUGUCUCUGGGGCUGCUGUCCCUGCCGCUCCGCCGGCGGCACUGGGUGGCCCUCCGCCAGGUGGACGGCGUCUACUACAACCUGGACUCCAAGCUGCGGGCGCCUGAGGCCCUGGGGGACGAGGACGGCGUCAGGGCCUUCCUGGCGGGGGCGCUGGCUCAGGGCCUGUGCGAGGUGCUGCUGGUGGUGACCAAGGACGUGGAGGAAAAGGGCUGCUGGCUGCGGACAGACUGACCCCGCGGAGGAGAGGACCAGGCCGCCGUCCGUGCGGUCCCCGUGCAUCCACGUCUGGCUCCCGAACGCCAGGGAAGGACCCCGCGGAGGCCCAGCCCCUUUUCCGCACCCCCUGCUCCCCAAUGCCGCUGCUGCCUCAAUAAAUCUGCUGAUUUGC
Messenger RNA from Lynx canadensis (Canada lynx), 983 nucleotides. RefSeq names its product Josephin domain containing 2 (gene JOSD2). The record is from RefSeq and is a predicted model, not a curated record. NCBI's taxonomy places the organism in Eukaryota, Metazoa, Chordata, Mammalia, Carnivora, Felidae. Gene Ontology annotation, molecular function: cysteine-type deubiquitinase activity. The coding region runs from base 260 to 826 and encodes 188 amino acids. The transcript is spliced from 5 exons. Gene Ontology annotation, biological process: protein deubiquitination.